This is a messenger RNA of Nymphaea colorata (pocket water lily), 4260 nucleotides long. Its product is annotated as protein MEI2-like 2. The transcript is spliced from 13 exons. The record is from RefSeq and is a predicted model, not a curated record. The coding region runs from base 1418 to 3895 and encodes 825 amino acids. Gene Ontology annotation, molecular function: RNA binding. Lineage: Eukaryota; Viridiplantae; Streptophyta; Magnoliopsida; Nymphaeales; Nymphaeaceae.
GACAGUCAUAGAAUGUUCUGUAAUUUUCUGCUUUUUGGUGGUUGUCGAUGGAUAAUUUGUUAUUGGUUUUGUUCUCGUGAGUGCUUCCUGUAUUAUAGAGAAAUGAUUUUAUUAAUUUGUUUACAGCGAGCUACUCUUCGCCUAGCAAUUUAAUUUAUAGAAUCCAACGCUUUCAUUUAUGGUAGAAUAUAUGGUUUUCCUUUUUCAUUAUGGUAGAACAUAAGGUUUUCUUUUUCUUUCCCGCUGUUCUUCCAAUGUACUGUUGAGCGAUUGAAGCAAAUAUAUUUAGGAGUCCGUUGACUUUAUUUUUUGACCAUAGAACCUUAAGCUUCUACGAACUUCUCUUUAGACAGAAAGAGACGUGCAUUAUUUAUCUUUUUCUUGGUUGGGGUAAGGCAUGGUGGGUCCUUUUUGAUUAAGGAACUUAUGAGGGCAUCUCCAAGCAGUGUGAUAGAUAGCAGAAACUGUCAGCUAUACUAUAAGGGCUUGUCCUUCCAAUAACGUCUGAUACUCUGGCUCUCUGAGGGGUCAGCCUUCUAGCUAAGCUACCAAGGGUUAUGCUUGUGCAUCAAUUUCUUAUGGAUCAACUUGGAACAGAAGUUGCUUCUUCUUCCAAUUCCUUAUAGAGUCUACUGGAUAACCAGAAAAUACUGUUAGUAUGAUUAUUUGAGUUUCAAAAGUUAAGCAAACCAUCUAGUCUAACUUCAAAAAUCUGUAAUUGUUGGUUGAGACUUGGAUGAUAGAAAAUGACGUCUUUGUUCAUGACUGUAUACUUCCUAUUGGUGACUGAGCCAAUUCCACAAAGACACAGCAGUCUUAUCUUAUUUUGGCUGGUGAACGAACUAAUCCAUCAAAUAAUUGACCGUAUGAUUGCCCAGGUAGAUAAUAUGGGAUCUCCAACACUUUGGACCAUCAAUGUCCACUCAAAUGCAAAACAGUGAACACUGGACAUGUUCUCCAGGUUCAAGUCACAAAGCAUGCAACUAUUCUGGUUUUCUAAUUGAAGUUGAGGGGUCUAACUGAAAAUCCUGAUUUUUGGUUUUUUCAGGAUUAGGGCACCUAAAAAUAGAAAAAAUACCGCAACCAACCCCACCUUAAAUUGAUAGCAUGAUCCGGUUAAUUGAUGUGCUCCAUUAUCCACCAAUUGAAGUAAUAUCAAUCUGCUAGCAGCUUGGCAAUCCACCUCUUUAGUAAUAGAGAUUGUCUUCUUUGUGACGGCAUCAUCUAUUUAUGCCUAUAUUCUUUUGUCUUUGCUCAUCCAUAGCUUCAUUGAACAUUAACAUAUCCUAUUCUCCCUAAGCGCCUAAUUGCAAUCUCAAAUGCAGCCAUCUGUUAUUGCUGAUGAUUCUGCUAUAAGUAUGUGAUAUUCCCUAAUCGUUCCAGCUUCUCAUGCAGAGCUGCUUGUGAGUCCAAUGCGAUGGGUGAAUCUUCUGGGUUCUCACAUCAAGGCUCAGCUCAAGCAACUUCAGUGACAAUUCCUCAAAGGGAAGCUACUGCAUGGCGAAUUGAAUCUAAGCCUCGGAUAUAUCAUGGAUCAGAGGAUAGCAACCUAUUUUCAAGCUCUUUGCCUGUUUUGCCACAUGAGAAAUCAAGUCUUGACGGGUUGGAUCAUGGAGUGGAUAUCAAUGGAACCUCAUCAUCAAUUUUAAACCAUAUUCAUCCAAAUGGAGAGAUUAAAGAGUCCGUUGAAGAUAUUGAUCAUCUUGCAGCUGGAAGUUUUCUGCCUGAUGAUGAGGACGAACUGUUAGCUGGCAUCACAGGAAACUUUGACUACAGUACCUUGCCUGGUCAUCUUGAAGAUUUAGAUGAUUACGAUCUCUUUGGCAGUGGUGGGGGCUUGGAACUGGAUUUGGAGCCACAAGAGAGCCUCAACCUGAGUUUUGCAAAGGCAACCAUUUCAGAUAAUUAUAUUGGAAGUGGUGUCGGACACUCUGGGCUUUCAAAUGGUGUGGGAGCUAUUGCCGGGGAGCAUCCAUAUGGAGAACACCCUUCUAGAACAUUGUUUGUGAGGAAUAUCAAUAGCAAUGUUGAGGAUUCAGAGCUGCGGUCUCUGUUUGAGCAAUAUGGUGCAAUCAGGUCUAUGUACACUGCCUGCAAACAUAGGGGAUUUGUCAUGAUAUCUUACUAUGACAUCCGCGAUGCUCGGAAUGCAAUGCGUGCACUGCAGAACAAGCCAUUACGUCGAAGAAAGUUGGACAUUCAUUUUUCAAUUCCAAAGGACAAUCCUUCCGAUAAGGAUAUAAAUCAGGGAACUCUUGUAGCUUUUAAUCUGGACCCCUCUGUUUCCAAUGAUGAUCUCCGCCAGAUCUUUGGUGCUUAUGGAGAAAUAAAAGAGAUUCGAGAAACCCCAUAUAAGCGGCAUCACAAGUUUAUUGAAUUCUAUGAUGUCAGGGCAGCAGAAGCUGCUCUUCGGUCUUUAAACAGGAGUGACAUUGCUGGAAAACGUAUAAAGCUUGAACCGAGUCGCCCUGGGGGAGCUCGGAAAAGCUUCAUGCAGCAAUUGAGCCAGGACCUGGACCAGGAUGAAGGUAGAAACUAUCGAGUCCAAGUGGGUUCUCCGAUCGGGAGCUCUUCUUCUGGCAAUUGGGCACAGUGCAGCCCCAGAGAAAAUAGUUCAUUUCAUGGUUUUAGCCCAUCUCCAAGUUUGAGAACCACUAGUCCCAUUGGUAGCAACAGUCUACCCGGAUUAGCAUCUAUUUUACCAUCUCUUGUGUCCACUUCUGUGAAGAUUGCGCCUAUUGGUAAAGAUCAAAGCAGGAGCAGCUCUGCAGAGCAGGCAUUCUUAAACAAAUCCAUUAAUAAUGCUGGUUUUUCUCAUUCUCGUUCCUUCCCAGAGAAUAGUAGUCAAAUGAUGCCAAAUCUGGGGCAGGGUGCUGGUAAAAUAACCCUUGGUCAAAGUUCGUCUUCUGCAUCAGAUGUUAGUACAUUAAGUGGACCUCAGUUUCUCUGGGGGAGUCCAACUCUUUAUUCUGAGCAUACCAGUUCCUCAUUCUCUUCUGCUUCUGCACUUGGUUAUCCAUUUCUUUUCAACAAUCAACCACAUGGUUAUUCUUAUGCAAAUCGUCAGACCUCCUUGAUGAGUUCAUCAAACCAUAAUCAAUAUCAUUUUGGUUCUGCUCCAUCUGGUACCCCCUUUGAGAGGCACCAAGGUUUCUUCCCCAGCUCCCCUGAAACAGCUUAUAUGGGUGCUCUUUCUUUUGGAGAUGUGGGUAUGAAUCGUACUGAAGGUGGUUACAUGAUAAAUAUUGGCAAUAGAACCACUGUGGACUCUGAAGUUGGUAUUUUGAAAAAUGUGAUGGCCGGAAUUGGCUCACCAAGCUUACCAGUUUAUCCAUCACAUAGAUUAGGGAAUUUGGUACAUGGGGGUAUUCCCUUCCCUGGGCGUUUUGAGGUAAUGGCUAAUCGUGUAAGAAGUCAACGAGUUGAGAAUGAUGUAACCCAGAUGGACAACAAAAAGCAGUAUCAACUUGACUUGGACAAAAUAGCCAGUGGUGAAGAUACCAGAACAACACUCAUGAUAAAGAACAUCCCUAAUAAGUACACGUCCAAAAUGCUGCUUGCAACCAUUGAUGAAAAUCAUGGGGGCACAUAUGACUUUUUUUACUUGCCCAUAGACUUCAAGAACAAAUGCAACGUGGGUUAUGCUUUCAUAAACAUGGUGUCUCCUUCCCACGUGAUUCCUUUCUCUGAGGCCUUCAACGGAAAGAAGUGGGAGAAAUUUAACAGUGAGAAGGUGGCUUCACUGGCAUAUGCUCGUAUACAGGGUAAAGCUGCUCUCAUCACUCAUUUCCAGAAUUCAAGCCUAAUGAAUGAAGACAAGCGCUGCCGUCCUAUCGUCUUUCACUCUGAAGGCUCUGAGGCUGGAGAUCAGGAACUGUGUCAGAAAACAACGUGAACUCCCAUCCUUGUCACAUGGAUGCAAAACUCGGCUAUUUUGUGAGGAGGUCUGGUGAAGGUCCGUGUUCGUGAAAAGAAUGGGAAAGGUAAAGGGGUUGAAAUAGCCUUGAAGGUUUAUGGUUCAUCAGUCCUGUCCAAAGCUGUUAAUAUUUUGUAUAUAGCAAGUCGAUUAUGUGAUGAUGUCAUAUGGUGUGUCCACUUUUGAAAUCAAUGGAUGCAUCAAAAAAUUGUGUGGCCUAAAGAACAUGUGAAUGAAGAGGAUGGUGUAAAGAAUGGUAGAAUAGCAUCCAAAUGUACAGAUAAACAGAAGCCUGCUCUGAUGUAUUUACUAGCAGAAUCUGUCAAUCGAGUUUUUGUUACUUA